Molecule: messenger RNA, 4479 nt
Organism: Centropristis striata (black sea bass)
Lineage: Eukaryota; Metazoa; Chordata; Actinopteri; Perciformes; Serranidae
Gene: foxo3b
Product: forkhead box O3b
Exons: 4
Coding region: 381-2381 (666 amino acids)
Biological process (GO): regulation of transcription by RNA polymerase II
Cellular component (GO): mitochondrial matrix; nucleus
Molecular function (GO): DNA-binding transcription factor activity, RNA polymerase II-specific; RNA polymerase II cis-regulatory region sequence-specific DNA binding
Source: RefSeq, a predicted model, not a curated record
GUAGUAACCCGGAGUGAGGUGGCAGUCUUAUUCCACAUCGACACUGACUUGCCCUGCAUACAUCCUAUCUGUCUGUGUAUCGCAGCGAGAGCGCACUUAAGGAGUGAAAGAGGAAAGAGUCAAGAUGGCAUCUGGAAGUGGCCGUGGACAAUCUGGGAUCUAGUCUCUAUUCGGGUUUUUUUUUUUUUGGUACCACAGAGCUGACCGUGCAAGGCGUUAAAUAAGUAAGUUUGUGGUGCCCCUGUUGGGACUUCGCUGGUGUGGAUAGCAACAAAGGAGGGGAGCGCGCAUUCAUGGGACGCGACUUUGACAGCUCCUCAUUUCUUGUCUUGUAACUUUAUUACCUGGCAGCGGGGGCGAGAUUGUGACCGGAGCAGGAGAUGAUGGCCGAGGCUCCGCUCCUAGACCCACUCCCGGAGUUGGACGUGGUCAUCGACCCGGACUUCGAGCCCCAGAAGCGGCCCAGGUCCUGCACCUGGCCGCUGCCACGACCAGACUCGAGCGCGGUGAAACCGGAGAGCAAUGACACAGAUAUUAUACCUGAGGAAGAGGACGAUGAAGAUGAUAGUGCCACCCCGACGGCCAUCAGUGUGAAUGGCUCCGGCUUGGCAGCAGAGGACCAGAGCAGCAACAGCCCCGUGGCCGAUGGAGCGCUCUCCUCCCCCGGCCAGGAGAGCGGAGGCUCCCCGCUCUCCGCGCACUCCCCGACUGCCACCUCUGGCGCGCUGACCCCCAGCAGCCUGGCCGCGCAGCAGACCCCGAGGAAAGCAUCAUCCCGCCGCAACGCCUGGGGAAACCUCUCCUACGCCGACUUGAUAACCAAAGCCAUUGAGAGCGCGCCGGACAAGAGACUGACACUGUCUCAAAUUUAUGACUGGAUGGUGAGAUCCAUCCCCUACUUCAAAGACAAAGGCGACAGCAACAGCUCUGCAGGAUGGAAGAACUCCAUCCGGCACAAUCUUUCCCUCCACAGCCGCUUCAUCCGCGUCCAGAACGAGGGAACAGGGAAGAGUUCCUGGUGGAUGAUCAACCCAGAGGGAGGGAAAGGUGGCAAGGCUCCUCGCCGGCGUGCGGUCUCCAUGGACAACAGCAACAAGUACACCAAGUCCGCCCGUGGCCGUGCCGCCAAGAAGAAGGCAGCUCUACAGGCUGCGGCCGCUGCAGCCGGAGAAGGCGGCGGAGACAGUCCUUCGGGUCUGUCAAAGUGGCCUGGAAGCCCAACGUCACGCAGCAGCGAGGAGCUGGACGCCUGGACGGACUUCCGGUCACGCACUAAUUCCAACGCCAGCACACUGAGCGGUCGUCUCUCGCCCAUUCUGGCCAACCCUGAGCUGGACGAGGUGCCCGAUGACGAGCCUCCUCUCUCGCCCAUGCUGUACUCCAGCCCUGGCAGAGCGCUGUCUCCAGGGAACGCCACGACCAACGGGAAGGUCGUGCCGCCUGAGCUGCCUCGUCUGGCAGACCUGGCAGGUACAAUGAACCUAAACGACGGACUCACAGAUGACCUGAUGGACGAGUUGCUGGAUAAUAUCAACCUGGUGCCAACCGUUUCAGGACCGGCAGCUCCAAAUGGUUCCUCAGGGUUCAAUUUUGGGUCCAAACCAAACGGGUUAGUCUCACCCUCCUCCACCACCUCUCCCUCCACCAACCCUUCUUCUAACGCUGGAGUUAAUGGUUACAGUAACUCCAUCUUCGGCCCCCACACGACGGUCUCCUCUCUGCGUCCGUCCCCCAUGCAGACCAUCCAGGAGAACAAGCAGACAUCCUUCUCCAGCAUCAGCCUGUCUCGCUUCGGCAGCCAGACACUACAAGACCUGCUCAACUCUGACAGCCACAGCCACAGUGAUGUCAUGAUGACUCAGUCUGACCCUCUGAUGUCACAGGCCAGCGCUGCAGCCGUCAUUUCCAAGAACUCCCGCCGUGGACUCAUGCUCCGUAAUGAUCCCGUAAUGACCUUUGGGACCACCGGAGGACUUCAGGGCAGCCAAGGGGAGAUUCUGCAAAUGAACAACCACAACCAGAGCUCGCUGAGGGCUUUAAACGGAGGCCUGAACCUCGCCAACGAGGCGAACGCUCUGGCUAACGCCAAGCAGCAACUCCUACUUUCACCUUUGGGAGGAAAUGGUUCCUCUUCCAUGCAGAUCGACACCUCGAUCUUCCUAAACGGGACAGUUAGCAGCAGCGGAGGGAUCUGCCAGGACCGGUUCCCUACAGAUCUGGACCUGGACAUGUUCAACAGCAGUCUGGAGUGUGAUAUGGACUCCAUCAUUAGGAAUGAGCUGAUGGACGCAGAGGGCCUGGACUUUAACUUUGACUCUCUGGCCAACAUGAACGGAGUCGGCAACUUCACGAGCACCAAGCAGAGCUGGGUUCCCGGCUGAGCAGGUCAGGCCGGGGAGGAGCAGAGCAGGUCUGAACUGUGUAUUGCAAGAGAAGAUCAGACACACAACAUCCUUUUUGCCAAACCUGCCAUCAGCACAACGUAAAAAAUGAACCCUGUGUUUACAGAAGAAGACUUCCUCUCGAGAGCUUUACCUUCGCUCCCACACUGGUGAACCGUGAACGAUCCGACAGACUCUAGAGAAACUGCACAUCAGCCCUCAAAGCCUCCUGUGAAACAACAACAACAACAAAAAGAAAGCUAUGUCGAACUCACAAAUCUUAGAAUUAUGCAAUUUUUCCUUUUGACACCCAGUCUGUGUUGAUAUCAAAGAGACACUGCUUUAUCAGAAGGGGUUUCAGGUGGAAUACAAGAACUAAAUAUCAAGCAAAGAUUGAAGGAGCGCAGGGUGCAGUUGUUCCUGAUGAAGGAAAAAAAGUGUGAAAAUCAAGAAGUGAUGUGGUGUAAAUCUGAUCCAGUGGUUUCCUGGGAUGUGUUAUGUUAAAAAAAAUCCCUCUGUUUCACUUAGUGAUUUUAAAUGUUCAGUGUUUGUUUUUUGGAUUUUCUCUGUUUUAUCAUAACUGUUUCUGCAUCAUACAUGUCAUUGGUGUAUUGACGAAAUGAAAAGAUGGAAAUUGAGUAUCUUACUCGCUGAGUGGCCACGCAUACAUGCAGACACACAAACAAACAAACAAACAAACAGACAAACCUACUCUGUGGAAACCCUUAGAAGGUCUCAACUUAAUGCCAUGCACUUCCAGUUUUGUUCUUAUAAAUCGCCUCAAUUAAACGUAACACCACAUACUGAGGGUUAUAUUGCAAUUAGCUGAAUAUGACAAAAAAUAUUUGCUUUCUUUUGUGUAUAUCUAACUGUAAAAAAAAAAAAAUGAAAAAAGACAAGAGGAAGAAACUCUUGUGGAUAUUUGUACAGUGCAGGGCAGUGUAAAGUUCAAGAAGGAGUUGGAAAGAUCUUGUCUGUCUUUUCUUAGAUUUCUUAACUUCUUGUGAGUUCUGUCGAGGUCGUUUAUCACUGCAUAAUGAUGUAGCCAAAAUGAAUACCUGUGUCCUAGGGUUGUGAACAUUUCCACACCAUUACAGGUGCUAUGUAAACAGUGUUGAAUCCUGCCCUGAGAGCACGCCGUGCAAUUUUUGUUUGUUCGUUUUUGUUUCUGUCCUGCAGAAGCCCAAAGCUGCAGCCACUUGUAGCACGGCGAGGUUGAACUUGGCGACGGCGGGGAGGGGGAGCAGGGUUUUUUUUAGGCUCAUUCCUCUAGAAGCCAUUUGUUUCUCGAGUAAAAACAAUAAGCUAUCUCUGUAUAUUGCCAAAUUACUUGAAACAAACAGUAGGAUAUGCUGGCAGCCAAAUCACAGCACACAUACACACAUAUAUUGCACACACAUAGAUAGAAGAAAUAAUACCAGGGAUCUGUGUUAAGCUCUGCUGUUUUCUUGUCAUGAGCUUGUUAUGGGGCUUCUUAUGCAUAUAUAGAAUCACUCAGGGGGGAAAAGGGAGGCUUCCCGUGUAAGUAACAUCAAGUCACAUUCUAAUGGUGUUUUAACAUUUCUUGAUAAAAACAGUAAUGCUUUGUGUUUGUGAACUUGUAACCUGUGAACUUUUGGCCGUCAAGCUGAAGAGGAGGAAGGAAGAUAAACGUCAGGAUUAAGACUUCACUUCGCGGUCUGUUUUUUUUGGCUGUCAUAGCUUUUUUUUGUUUGUUUUCCUCUCAUUUUUCGGACUUGCAUACACACACAUCCCCUCAUGGACACGCCUGGUGCUCCUGCAGGUGACUUCCUGUAUCUCCUGAGUACAUGUUAAUGUGUGUUUAUCUGUGGAGUUUAUUUCUGUUGAAAUUAAUCUCACGAGGAUGUGUAAACCCCUCACUAUCCCUCAUGAUGCAUACAGCACAGCCGACUGUAUGCAUGUAUGUAUUUAUGCAUUAUGAAUUGUGUGAAAUGCAUAUAUACUCGCUGUAUGUCCUUAUAUACUCAUGUAGUACUUGACCCUUGGAUUUUGUGAUACCUCUGAAGGUAAAGGUGAAGAAAUGACGUUACACGCCCGGUGGGAGGGAACACUGUUACCAGCGAUUUAAUUGUUGAAC